AUGUCAUACCGCGGAGGUGGACGUGGAGGCGGUGGUGACCGUGGCGGUCGCGGCGGCUUCUCCUCGCGCGGUGGCCGUGGUGGCUUUGGCGGCGGUGGACGCGGCGGCUACGCCAACGCUGGCCCUCCCGAGACCGUCCAGCCCAUGGGCACCUUCAUGCACGCCGUCGAGGGCGAGAUGCUCUGCCAGUCGACCGACGCUCGGCACGUGCCUUACUUCAACGCUCCCAUCUACCUGGAGAACAAAUCCCAAAUCGGCAAGGUGGACGAAAUCCUCGGACCUAUCAACGAAGUCUUCUUCACAGUCAAAAUGGACCCCGGCAUGGUGGCGACAUCGUUCAAGUCAGACGACAAGGUGUACAUUUCGGGCGAGAAGCUGUUGCCGAUCGAGCGCUUUUUGCCCAAGCCGAAGUCGCUGACCAAGGCGCCGAAGAAGAAGGGUGGUGCUGGCCGUGGAGGUGCUGGUGGCUUCGGUGCUAGGGGAGGAUUCGGGGGUAGGGGAGGUGCGCCAAGAGGGAGGGGCGGAUUUGGUGGUGGACGAGGCGCCCCGGGUGGCAGGGGCGGGUUCGGUGCUAGGGGUGGUGCAGGCGGGCGGGGCGGUGGAUUCGGCGGUGCAAGGGGUGGCGGAUUUGGCGGUGGACGAGGUGGUGCGCCUGGCGGUGGAAGGGGCGGGUUCGGCGGCCGUGGACGUGGCCGUGGCGGCUACUGA
Messenger RNA from Kalmanozyma brasiliensis GHG001, 708 nucleotides. RefSeq names its product H/ACA ribonucleoprotein complex, subunit Gar1/Naf1. NCBI's taxonomy places the organism in Eukaryota, Fungi, Basidiomycota, Ustilaginomycetes, Ustilaginales. The coding region runs from base 1 to 708 and encodes 235 amino acids. Gene Ontology annotation, molecular function: box H/ACA snoRNA binding. The record is from RefSeq and is a predicted model, not a curated record. Gene Ontology annotation, cellular component: box H/ACA snoRNP complex. The transcript has 2 exons. Gene Ontology annotation, biological process: snoRNA guided rRNA pseudouridine synthesis; ribosome biogenesis.